This is a messenger RNA of Cynara cardunculus var. scolymus (artichoke), 2492 nucleotides long. RefSeq lists its product as uncharacterized. Lineage: Eukaryota; Viridiplantae; Streptophyta; Magnoliopsida; Asterales; Asteraceae. The transcript is spliced from 4 exons. Gene Ontology annotation, cellular component: piccolo histone acetyltransferase complex. The record is from RefSeq and is a predicted model, not a curated record. The coding region runs from base 263 to 2230 and encodes 655 amino acids. Gene Ontology annotation, biological process: regulation of transcription by RNA polymerase II.
UACCCCUCUCUGCCAUUAACGGCCGCCACAUUCAUCCCUUUCUUCCUCCCGCCCUCCAUCAUCCGCCCCUUUCAUCGCCCGAUUCCACCACCACCACCACCGCCACCACUCUUUUAAUCCCUCUUUAAACUCCGUCAGCCGUCAACAGAUUUUGGUGGGGUUAUUACCGAUUGACUUAAUCGGUUUAGAAUUUUGGGGAACCGGCCGGAGAAAUUGUUGCGGGGGUUUGAGAAUUCAUCGGAAAAGGGUACGGACGGUGCCCAUGCCGUCGGUGGAGAUGAGGAGGACUACUAGGGUUUUCGGGGCUAGGGUUUUAAGAUCAGGGCGACGAUUGUUUACCACACAAGAGGAGCUGAAACAUUUGAGAAGACCACCUCUUGCCGUUGCAGAUGCCGGUGAUGAUUGGAUUGAAUUGCUUGAUCACCACGGUGGUGGCGGUGGUGGUGGCGGUAGAGAUCUUGAGUUUAAAGAAAACGGGUGGCGUAAUUCAAAUGAAGAAAACAAGAAUGGAAAUGAUGAGGUUUCGGACAUUGAUGACGGUGAACCGGAAACCGAAAUUAAAUUGGGGGAAUCCUUGGAAGUUGAUUCUGUUGACGUUUUUUGUGAUUCCGGUGAUCACGAAAACGAAAAUCGGCGGUGGGGUGUGGUUUAUUCGAGGAAAAGGAAGAGGAGUGUAUCCGUGGAUUCCGGUAGUCUUGAGAAGGUUUCGAGUUCAGAUAAGAAGUACGGGAAGAAGUUCUUUCGGAAACAAUCGAGGAACAAGAAGACGAUCACUGAAGAAUUGUCAUUUCCAUCCGUUUCUGAAGUAUCGCCACCAAAUGCCGUCACCGAACAAACCCAAUCUCCGGUCGAGCCGACUUUAGCUGCAAAAUCUAAAUCUAGAAGAAAGAAGCUGACAACCGCGAUCAAUUUGCCGCUAAGAAAUGGUGUUUCCAUGCACCGUGGUAUCCAGAAGAGGCGGAGUUCUUUACGAUCAAGAAUCCAAAGAAAUCCGUCGAGUUUUGCUCAUCUGAAAGCGGCUGGCGGAGGUCUGGCUCAAGAUGGGGUUCCUUUCUUUCCGAUAAAAUCAAACCCGGAUAUUUCAAGGUCAAUUCGAAGAGCUAACUUUAAGGAACUCAAAUCUACGCUUGUAGAACUAACACAGGACAUAGAUUCCGCAAGUUGCAAUGCGAAUAUAUUGAUGAUAGAAUCAGACAGAUGUUAUCGAGAUGGAGGAGCUGUUAUCACCAUGGAAAUGUCUGAUUCUAAACAAUGGUUUCUUGUCGUUAAAAUAGAUGGCUUGGAAAGGUGUAGGAUCGAAGCUCAAAACGUAAUGAGACCGUGCUUUUGCAAUCGGAUCACUCACGCUAUAAUUUGGGCCACUGGUGAUGAAAGUUGGAAGCUCGAGUUCCCCGAUCGACAAGAUUGGUUCGUUUUCAAAGAACUUUAUCGGAAAUGUUCUGAAAGGAGUGUCCGAUUGCCGGCCUCAUUAGCGAGUAUAAUACCGGUGCCUCGAGUGAAUGAGGUAUCGGGGUAUGCGGAUGUGGAAUAUUCUCCGUUUAAGAUGCCGGAUUCAUAUAUCCGUUCGAGAGGCGAUGAGGUUUCGAGGGUAUUGGAAACGAGUAAUCCGGUCUACGAUAUGGAUUCUGAUGACGAGCGGUGGUUAAACGAGUUUAACAAAGAGCAUGGUUCGCGUGUUGAUGAAGAUACUUUUGAGAAAAUAAUCGAUGCUUACGAAAGAGGGAUUUAUGCCAGUCCGGUGGAUUAUUCUGAUGCGAUCUCAGCCGUUGACCGGUGUUUGACGCUGGCAUCGAAGGACGUUUUAGAAGCUGUUCAUGGUUAUUGGAUGUCUAAACGGAAGAAGAAGCAUUCGGCUCUCGUUUGCGUGUUUCAGUUUUACAAACCGAAAAAAACGGAACAACUUAAUAUCAAAGCGGUUCUACGCAAGAAGAGAUCGUUUAGACAACGAGGGAACCAAUUAGGAAGAGGAAAACAGCUAAAUUUCUUGAAAGCGGCGUUAAACGAGAAAUCCGCAGCAGAUGAUGCGCAGAACGCGACCAACAAAGUUGAAGAAACCGAAAGAGCUGCGAAGAGGGCAGAACAGGCGGCCAUCGUCAAACGGCAAAGAGCUCAACUGUUGAUGGAAAAUGCCGACUUACUAACUUACAAGGCGACAAUGGCGCUCGGGAUCGCCGAGGAGGCUCGAGCAACAUCUGGAUCGGUUACCAACGAAGUUUUUUCCGGUGAAUAGAGCUCAGGCUCGAUGCUUUGAUUUUUGCGAACCAGAAGAUGGGUCUCGUUUUGCAUCGGGUUUUUUGUACGCUUUUGGGACGGGACGGGACGGGAUGGUGACCGGAAAAGCUGGUGCUGUAACUGUUGUACAGAUCUUGAUUGCUUGUACAUUCUGCAUCAUUAGUAGUACCUUUACAACCAAAUGUUGUACAAUUGGAGAUUUGGUUUAGUUUUACUGAAGAAAGAAAAAGAGAUAUGGGUUUAGAAACCAUCUGUUUGUU